AGCUAUAAAGAACAGACCAAAUCCCCAGGUUCAUUUUUGCUCGUUAUUUUUUGUUAGUUCCGAUCUCUCCGGUACGAGUCGCCACUGUUCUGAGAAUUGAGAUAGUAGUGCGACUCAGCAAUAAGUCAGAAGGUCUUUUAUUUUCUAAAUACGUAGAUCAGAGAGUAAAUCUGAUAAAGAUAUAAUCUAUCGGCUAUGCAUCGUUACUCGUGAUAAUUGUGUAAUUAAGUAACUAAUUAAACAAAACGAUUGCCUCAAACAUGCCAAAACGCGCGUGCCCUUACGAGGAAGACUUGUUGCCGCAAAUAAAAAUACACGUGGGACAGAAACAAGUAGACAACGGUGUGGCCAGUGACAAGCGGCUGAAGAAUGUUUACGAUAAAACUUUGAACCUGCUUAAGGCAGGUGCUAAAGCAUUGUCACACAAAUCAAGAAAAUCCACGCAAAUGGAUCUUACAGACUUGCCUUUACCACCACUACCACCAUCGUCUUGUAAAUUAAAAUCUAUAUCCAAUUUGAAACAGAUGCAAUUGACCAAUAAAUUACAACUGAUGGCUAGUGACAAAAUCAUCAGUGACAUACAAGUGGAUACAUGUGGAUAUUGCAGAGUGAUAGAUCAAUCUACAGUAAACAGAUGUUAUUACUGUGAUCAAAUAUUAUGUGCUUCUUGUCUGUCUGCGUGCGUCCGAUGCUCAGAAUUAUUCUGCCAGAAUUGUUCUUUAUUCAUAUAUAAUCAGGAAGAACAAAAAAUGUGCCUCAAUUGCCAUCGAUAACUGUCAAAGAAGAAGACAUAUUUUUGUGGAUGAGCUUUUUUAAUUAAGUUUUAACUUAUGGUUUUAUUGUGUAUUUUAUUGUGAUUUUGUAUGUGCUUAAAUUAUUUGUACCGUUAGUAAUAGCCAAUGAUAAGGAAAUAGUUUUACUGAAGAUUAUAAGAAUUCUCUCUAAUUGUGUCUAAAUAGUAUUAAGAUGUAAGAUACUCUCUGUAUAUUAAGAAUUUUAUAAUUCAAUCUGCUAGAUAAGAUUUUAUAUGUGCAUAUCUAUAUAUAUAUAAAAGAAUAUAAGGAGAAUUUUAAUAAACUAAACUAAUUAAAAUUAGCAAAUGUAUGUAAGUUGAUUUUGAAAGUGGUGCACAACUCUGAGAAAGAUCGAUAAUUUGAUUGCUAUACAUUACAAAUAUCUAUGUCAAGAGGAGAAAGGAGGAAAUAGAUUUCCACCACUUUCAAAAUUAGUAACUCAUAUAUUUACAAAAAAGCUGUUUUAAUACUAAUCUAAUGUUAUUCUAUAUAUGUGUAAAAAGCGUGUUAUACACGCAUAUUUUAGAUAAUGUUAACAAUUUUAAUAAUGCGAUACAAUAAUAUCUAUGCAAUUUGAAAAGAAAUAA
Messenger RNA from Dinoponera quadriceps, 1381 nucleotides. RefSeq names its product apoptosis regulatory protein Siva-like. The transcript is spliced from 4 exons. Gene Ontology annotation, biological process: extrinsic apoptotic signaling pathway. Gene Ontology annotation, molecular function: CD27 receptor binding. The record is from RefSeq and is a predicted model, not a curated record. The coding region runs from base 261 to 773 and encodes 170 amino acids. NCBI's taxonomy places the organism in Eukaryota, Metazoa, Arthropoda, Insecta, Hymenoptera, Formicidae.